This is a messenger RNA of Pocillopora meandrina, 12670 nucleotides long. The record is from the annotation of a GenBank genome assembly. Lineage: Eukaryota; Metazoa; Cnidaria; Anthozoa; Scleractinia; Pocilloporidae.
AGCGCGGGAACCAAACAAAUGGUAGAUAUGGUCAAUCUGACUUUGAAUUGAUUUUACCUUUUUAUCUCCAAAAUGACUUCGUCCUCCAGCUGUUGGGUAAAGAAAACAAUUAAUGGACCUGUCCCGGCUCCAAGGUAAACUAAUUUUACGGUUUUGGGGUGUUUCGAUGUCUGAGAGCCGAAAUAGUAUAAUUGCAUUUGACGUGCGAACGGGUCGAAUUUAAAUUCCUAUGCAAUGUUUUUUUUUAGAUUCGCUUUGAUUUUUCUUAAGGCACUAUCAGGCAAACUUAAACGGUAUCGUGAACUAUGAUCUAAGAUUUUGUAUUCUGGAUUAUGUACAGUCACUUUUAGAAUAAUAAGUUUGUUUCAUGUUGUCCUCCUGAGCUCAGUAGCUUUUAAUUUUAAAAUAAAUUAAAAUACCGUAGUUUUACAGCGAAGUUUUAAAAUACUUUGAAAUAUUUCAAACGAAUUGAUCCACGGCACCAUCGGUGAGUUUGCAGGGCGAGUGUAAUUUCUAGUCCUUGAAAAAAUUUACAGGUGCAUCUUGCACGAGAAUAAUCAUUGUUUAUUAAUAAUAUAUUCUGGGUCUUCUGUAUCAUGGCAAAGUCAUUAUUAUAACGAAAAAUAUUACAUUAUUAUUAUUAUUAUUUGUUGUAGUAGUAGUAGUAGUAGUAGUAGUAGUAGUAGUAGUACAUCAAGUAGAGUGAAGAUUGCAUGACAACAGUCUCAUAGCUGUGGGCUAAGAUAAUUGUCGGUGACCAUCAUGAGGUUAAUAAUAAUAAUAAUAAUAAGUCUUUAUUAAGCACUCUAAACAACAAACGUGUUUAGUUACAAUGAUAUGAAAUCAGCAAGUAUAAAACUAAUAAACUAACUAAAUUACUAACUGAAUAACUAAUAAGAGAACAAACAUCUAUUAAUAAAGGUCCUUUUGAAACGUUCAGUUCUGACAAGCGGGAGAAUAUAAUUAUGUAUCCAUUGUUCGCUCUGGUGGCAAAAGGUCAUCUAAAGCUGUUGGAAAAUCGCUGUCGGUGAUCUUGGCCCACAACUUCUUAUCUUUUAGAAUGAUAAUAUUUUCAAUCGAAAAAAGCUCUUUACAGUAGCCAAGCUUAAAAGCUCUCUUUUUGAGGUUGGCCCUACUCUGCCUGGAAAAGUUCAAGAGCAAAGGGAAAAACUCUGAACAUUUGGGAAAACAUUUUGAAGAAAAAAAUAUGUUGGCUGGUAUAAAGUAGUUUUAUUUUAUAGAGACAUUUUGAGUCUGAUCUUUUUUACUUGCUGACCAGUCAUUAGUUUUCAGUAUUUUAUCUUUUUCCUCUUUUCUAAAGUUCAAGAUUUAUCAAGAAAAUAUGUAAUGUAAACAAUAUCAUAUAAACUGGUAAUGAUACGGAUAAAAAUGUCAAACUCCAAAUCCUACAUACUCAUUCUUGCUGAAAAAAAAGGUCUUAAAGGUAUAUAAUAUUAAAAAGACCUUUUUUUUUAGCAAGAAUCUUUAUGAAGGAUUUGAAUUUUAAAAACCGUCUAGUGUAAUUUUUAUAUAAAAAUGUUAUUAUUAUUACAAUUGUUCUUCAUAUUAUUUACAUGGUGGCCUAUUGUGCUGCAUUCUUUUUGUUAUUUUGAUGUUGUACCUUUUUCACCCUUGAACUCUCAAGAUCUGAUUGUUGAUUCUCUCCUCUUGCUUCAGUCUACAAAUUUCCAUAUAAAUUAGUGAGGAGAAUUGUGUUAGGUCGAGAUAAUAACUUCUACCUGCUAAGUUUGAGUAUUCUCACUACCUAUUUGCUGGAUGAUGUAUGGAUAUUGUAGGGAGGAGUUACUUGUUAAUCUCUUCUUGUUGUUAAAGAGUUAGAUGUUUUAAAUGCAAAUUGAAUGUUUCCUUUUUUCAUUUUAAAAUUAUUGUUGUAAACGUGAUACUCAUUAUCUGAUAGCGAAAAUCAAAAAGGAGUUUAUCAAAAGAGUGAAAAUUGUGUGUUUCUUAGGCAGGGUCAUGCAGCAGCAGUUGUUGACAAGAAGGCAUACAUCUUCGGUGGUAGCAGUGGAAGUUGGUUUGGUGGCGAACAUAGUGAAUCUACAAGUGACCCAGUUUACUUGAAUGACCUGUUUGUUCUUAAAAGUAAGUUGCUGCACAAAGUCUGUUCAUAGAACCCAUCAUUGGUCAUAUAAUACCACAAAAUGAUUGCAAGGGUUUUCUGCAAUUAAAAGCAAGUGCCUUUAAUAACACUAGAUUAUAAGACUCUCAGACUCAUUAUUAGGGAACUUUUUAACAUCUGGAUGAAACUAUUGUUAAGUAAUAGAAUUCUUUUAGGGUGCUCAUGAAGCCUUAUCUGUUGCCAUGGCAACAGGACAGCAGUGCUUAGAGAAGAAGAAAGCUGUCAAAAAAAUAGCACACUAAGAUGAAAUUGAAAUUUUCUAAAUUACUGGGGAAGAUUUUGGAUGAAAGAGUCAACAUUUCUUAUUCUUAAUUAAACUUUCCAAUUUUAUUUUGCAAAUAAACACAUUCAGCUUUUGAAAACAUACAGGUCCUGCAAUGUUCAUUUGAUUUGUGGCCACCCUUGUUGUUUAUAACUUUUGCAAGAUAAUUUCACUGGAGGAUUUUGCUUGGGAUUCAUUUGUUUGGAUCCAUUCUCCCUCAGCUUAAAUAGCCUUGAGCCUCUUUAAACUUUAAAUUAUCUAGGAUUUCAUCACAGUAACUAGGAAAUGCCUGAUACCUUUUUUUCAUUAUUAGUUGGAAUACAGGUCACCUGGGAAAGAUUGCAACAACUGGGAGAUAUUCCUUGUGUAAGGGAUGGACACACUUUGAGGUACACAAAAGGAAGCUUUGUUCAAACAGACAAAUUUAUGAAAUGAUAAAGGAGACUUAUGACCACAGUUCUUCAUUAUGGGAACAUAAUAGACCUUGAAAAUAGCUUAUUUAAGUUCCAAAAGAAAAAAAACACUGGGCAUGUAGUCUGUAUAUGUUACACGAAAUGCAUUCACACCUGAAAUGCCCCAAACUGCUUGUGUCUAAUGUUAAAGUGUCAAUUAAUUAUUUAUAAUUAAAAGUGAUGUUUAAGUAUCAUUUUUCACAGAAAUAUUUCAGUGACUUAAGGGGUACUAGAAAGGGGUAAUCUGGUGCAUCUACAACAAAAUGUUCACACUGGGCAAAAUGGCAUCUGUGCCACUGACUCUUCGUGAAGUCCACAAAUUUAUUUUCCUUGUUCAUUAUACCAAAGAUCUCAUUUGAGAAUGUUAUUAAAUUUUCAGUGCUGUUGGUACUGUUCUCUAUCUUUUUGGUGGAUCAAAUUAUCCAGAAUCUGAUGAAUGUUUAGAUGGGUUGUAUGCCUAUGAUAUUGGUUAGUGUAAAUUAUGGCAUUACUAAAUGUAAGCCAUUGUUAAUGUUAAUUACUGUUGUAGUAUAAUAAUUUUUAGGUCAAGUUAAAAUUUGAUAGAACUUGUUUGACUGUAGAGGAGAUGUAGUAGCAAAAUAAUUGGUGUGCUGGACUCCUUCUGAGGGUUCAGGUUUCGAGACUGGCAUGGGUAGGGUCAAUGGGAUGAGUUCUUGGGCAAAACACCUUACAUUCACAGUGCCUCUCUCUCCCAAGGAGUAGCCUUGCCAUUGACUAAAAUCUCAUCCAGGAGGGAGUAGUAAUACUCCUAGAUGCUUCAUGCCAAGGAAACUGGAAGAAGCCCUAGCUGAAUGGGCCCACGGUAGCUAGACCACAUUGUUAGACUACAGUGCUGUAUAUGAAAGUUUAGAAAUGAGGGUUGGAUUAAUUCUUGGCGAUCAAGAGGAUCACGAUGGCUGCUUAAAAUUUUCUGGGUCUCUGUCAAAUAUUUUGGGCCUACCAAAAAGAAAAAAAAAAUCCCUCAUAUUGAUGAGCACUAAAUGAGGUAGUUAGUGAGCUAAACAAUGUAAUUGCAACUCUUUCUUUUUUUUUUUUUUUCAAUCUGUUGGUUACCAACAGAUUCACUUGCUCUGGCAAUGAAAUGGUCACAGCAUGGAGCGCUGAUGUGGAGAGAAGGUUGAAGGGUUAAAAUAAGAGUAGCCUUCAAUGAUUAUUGUAUUUUUCUUCAUUAUUUUACAGGGACAUUAUCUUGGGAGUUGUGUCCAACUCAAGGACGUCAACCCAAAGCCUUAGGACACACAACCGCAGUAGUGGGAGACACAUUGUAUAUAUUUGGAGGAAUUUAUCAUGGGAAUGCCACAAACACUCUCUAUAUGCUGAACACAGGUGUACUUACAUUAGAGAAAUGUAAUCUCUAGUUGAUUUACAGAAUCUUAUUUUAGGAUAUAAACCCCUUUAAGUGGCUGGUAUGUUGAAUGAUAAUGUCCAUGGCUGAGAGAUUGUCCAAAGAAUGAAUAUUUGGCUAAGAUCAAAACUUGGGGGUAAAUUGUGAAAUUUGAGAACAAUCUGGCAGCCAAGGUAUUGUGCUAUGCCUUUGCAUACUAAAUAAGCAUGCUUGCCAUGGUUAUUCCCUAGAUGGAAGGUUCUUUAUUCAUAUUGUUAUUAUAUGCGAUUCGUGCUUAAAAAUAGAAUCAUUUAUAUUGUGUGAGAGUGCAAGAAUUAGACUGUUGAGUUGCUGAAUAAACUUCACUCUUAAAAAGAAAGCUUGUCUCGUCUGAAUACUUCUUCAUGUUUGGAGCAAGGAAAGCCCCACAUGAGGAAACACAAGAACAUUAUCAGCAUUAAAAAUAUGCCAUUGCUAUCUGUUGUUCUAAAUUGGUUUUUUUUGCCAAAGGGAAUUUAACAUGGACUCCUCUAAAAGCAUCUGGAAACCCUCCCUCACCCAGGUAUUCAUUCUUAUAAUUGUAGGAAUACAUGAGUUAAAAUUAUCUUUUUGUGGUAUACUAUCUCACUGUUUUAGUGCAUACUAAAACAAAUAUUUACCUCAGUGUAUAGAAGAGUAUGUUAACCUUGCCCCCUCACAGCGUGGUCAUUUUCCACCAGUAGCUACCUUCACUUCUAUUAAUUGUUGUCAAUUUUUCUGUCAAUAAUUGUUGUUAACUAGAGCUUGGUUGAGAGGAGCAGUUGUUUGAUGUUUGACAUUAUGGCCAAGGGGGUGGGCAUUGAUUUGGGAAGGGGGCUUAUAAAAGAGUAACCCUUAUUUAAGGAAAUGCAAAAAUGUAAGUUUAUUUACAAGACACUUUUGACUGGCGAUUUGUUGUUUCAGAUGUGAUCAUGCUUGCACUGUGGCUGGUGAGAAGUUUUACAUUAUGGGAGGGACUGGGGGAAAGAAGCUGUGGUAUAAUGAUUUACAUGUCUUUGAUACAGGUAUGGAGAAAUUGGUUAAUAUAAUGUUUAGUGUUGCAAACUUUUUCAUUUCAAUUUUUUCCCAAACAAAAGUAAUUCCAUAUUUCUCCAAAUAGAGAAGAAAGCCUGCCAAAGUAGACAAAUGUUCGAAGUACAUCUCUUGAUCUUGUUUGCUUUCUAAAGAGGUACCCAGCAGGUCAAAAACUUUUUCCUUUUUCUUCACAAAGAAGGUGAACCAUUUCAAAAAUGUACUGAUGCCAAACACUUUGGGACAAAACCACUUAAUGUCACCAACAUCAGAAUCCCUCCUGUGUUAUAAAUCUAACACACCAUUCAAAGUUAAACAAAGGGUAAUAUGAAAGACUGCUUCAUACAUACUAAUAAGCUUCUUUCAAGCAUGUUUUUUUGAGUGCAUUUGGAAAAAUUGCAUGCUUGUUUUAAUACAGUUUUCAUGUGCAUUUAGGGCCAAUUAUUUCUGAGCUGUACUGUAUGUAUGUUUGAUUUUACUCUGCAGUGACACUGAGAUGGGAAGCUGUUAAUGUACAGGGUCAUAAACCACACACAAGGAGUCUUCAUACCUUGUGCACACAUCAUAGCAAGGUAUUGUAUGAAACACCCUUAAAACAGCAAUGAGUGUCUUAAACAACAUAAAUUGGUGUUAAAUACUUAAGUUAACUUGAUGCUGAUGUACCACAGGAUUGGCAAGAGGAACCAUGAUCUGGGCAGUAGAGGAGUUCUUAUUACAGAAGCAUGAUGAAUUAUGUGAAAUGAGCAAUGAUAAUGCUCAACACUUGUACUCCUCUGGAAAGACUGUACAUUUCUGGUUCAAAUUUCCCAUCCCCAGUGCACAGAUGACAGUCAAAUGCCUGUGGGAAAUGCCUGUGGGAAAUGCCUGUGGGUUUCCCUGAGGAGGGGGGGGGGGGAGGUUGAAACUUUGAAUUGAUUGGCACAUUACAAGGUUGAAUAAGCGUGAAUUAAGUUAUCAUGAUUUGAAACAAGAUUUUCCAUUUGUCAUCAGUUGUUAUUUGUGAAUUUUAGACCAGUUUUAAUUCUCAUCCAAAUAAAUGAGAACAAGAAAAGGAAAUGCCCUAGUUUGGGGGAGGGGGGGGUUGAUGGGGGGGGGGUUACUCAUGUCUGCCUGUAAAAAGGGAUGGGAGAGUAGGGGUUUAAGAACAAAUGCAUAUUUUAUUUCCAUUUCUAUUUGUUACAGGUACAUUGACAAUUGAUAUUUCUUUCUUUUUUAAUGAUAACUGAAUUAUAUUUAUUAGGCAUUGAAUAUAUAGAUAUAUCACGAUUUGUACAUAUUUUCAAUGGUGCCCCUAAUUUUUCAUAUUUUUUCCAUCUUCUUCUACAGGACAUUUAUUUAUUUGGGGGUUCAAACGAUGUGGCAAAAGUUACAACACCGUUUGAUGACAUAUACAAGCUUAGUUUGAGUGAGUAAACUGCUUGUUUAUUCAUUAUCCUUUUUUUUGUCCAGACAACUUAACUGUAAGCACUGGAAUAUGGGCCACACACUCAAAAAAGUUACAUCCGAGUUCGCCAACUCAAAUUUUGGGAAAAAAACAUCAAAAAUAAAUUGAAAAAAUCACUUCAAGGUUUCCGCACAGCCCCCUACUAUGGUGAAACAAAGGCGUAGUGCCAAAGGUAUUAUUUUGUUGUCGAUAUUGUUUUGUUUCUCUGAGAAGUGUUUGCACAGUGGAGUAUAGGGAGGGCAAAAUCUUACUGAAAUGUCAAGCAGUCUUGAGAAAGUUGCUUUGUACUAGUUGCUUCAUUGAAUUUACACCAGAGUAAAAUCAUUUACCAUUAAAACGGAGAAUACUUUGAAUCCUUAUUUAUUAUUUUAAUAUAAGUGAUCUGGUGUUGGCUUGGUAUAUUCUGAUGACGCAGCCAUCCUGAUUUGCAUAUUACGGUAAUUUAGUGUUAUCUACUGAGUCGAUAACGUAAAUUGGCCACCGUAAGGAGUUUCAAAGCUGACGUCUCGAGCGUUAGCCCCUUGUCAGAGCGAAAGAUUGAAAGACCCUUCCCUCUGACUGAGGGCUAACGCUCGAAACGUCAGUUGUGAAACUCUUUAGGGUGGUCAAUUUACGUUAUCGACUCAGUUGAUAAUACUAAAUUACUAAGUUAUACUCUCCCACCGACGCAGCGCCACAGUUUCUUUAAAAACCGACCCCCUUUAUUGAUUUUCGUCUUGCUUGGUUUCUCACUCUACUCUCCAUCUAUCAUGUAAUAUAUUGCAUGAAGUGCAGUCAAUCAGAUUGCAGCAUUCUGUGAUAGAGCGUCGGUAGAUUUAUGCUAAGAAUCGUUAGUCUUUGCAGACAAAUAUCCAAGCAUAUUUUUAGGUGAAAUGGGAGCUGUUGUUUUGUUGUUUAUACCUGGGUACGUUAUCCCGUUUCAGCUAAACUGAAAUGGAAGAAACUUCAAUGCUCCGGUGAAGGACCUGACAGAAGACACGGGCAUACUGCUGUGAUGAUUUACGGACAGGUAAAGCUUUAAAUACUUAACCUCGUGUUUGUCAAAGAAGCUAAAAAAAAGGUUUGUGCCCCAUCAAGAAAGAAAGGUUUCACGCAGAUCAUUGAUAUUGAUUUAUUCUCUUUCUCUUCCUUUUCUAGCUCAUAAUUUUUGGCGGAAUGGAUGACCAGAAGGAUUUUGAUGAUGUUUGCAUAUUGCAGACACGUGCUGCCUUGAAGCACCUCCCCCAAGAAAUGACAGGCAAGUUACUAAAUUACUUCAGCUAAAAACACAGGGAUGUUUCUUUCGGGAUGGGAGUGGUUUUGCAACUUCUCUCUAGCAUACUCAGUCCUUUGUUUUUGGCUAUGCGUAGUCUUCUCUCCUCCUGUGAGGCUGGAAAAUUGCGGAAAUCAUUGAAAGAACUCAGAGAAAAAUAUAUUUUUAAACAUUCUGGCAGUUAUUCUCUACUCCAAUGUAAAGCUGACUGUUCUUAUUUGAAUUUUUUUAGAAACAGACGUACUGUCGUCAUCUCUGUCCAGGUUUGUUUAUUAUUACUAUUAUGAUGAUGGUGAUGAUGAUGAUGAUGAUUAUUAUUAUUACUGCUGUUGUUAUUUUCAAAACAAACAAUCUUCUCAAGAGAUUUAAGGAUUAGUAAUCGUUACGCAAUGCAGAGUUAUCUAGAGCGGGUUGAUGUUCCAGCCAUAGUUAGCACAGUACACUCAUGUGAAGGAGAGGUAUUGAUGCUUUAAACGAGCACCGAAACUGGACUUGAUUCUGUGCUUUCCUUGAGAACCAAAGCUCUGCACCCUACAGAACCGCCUUAGAUCAGCCCUACCCUCAAGAACCUGAUUAAGAAACGCCAAAGAGCACGCAAUCAGGCGAUCAUACUGGGUUUAGACUCCUGCGAAUUCGUAUCAAUCAUAAACGCACGUAAUGUCGAUCUGACUGCAAUGAGCGCCGAGCAUCUGAAGGAGUGCUCCCCGUCUGAGUGGUGGAAGGAAAUAAAGCGACUUGGUCGUGUCACUAACUCCUAUGGAGUAGGGAACAAUGUGAGGAAGGCUGUCCGUCACCUUGAGGGUGAUCGCGAUAUAUCGCCCACUGACUUUGCUAAUCAUGUCAACUGAGCCUUUUUGACUGCAACAGAAGGGUUUUUUCGCUCACCCACAUUCCCCGCCAUUCAAAACACUCUGGUUUGUUUGCAAUAGAUUGCGUGAGAUUUCGAGCUCUUUGUUUUGACCUAAAAACGAACGACACAAUUAUCACACAUUUUCGACAGACUCUCACAAGGAACACGCACUUUUUUGUACAUGUGAGCUCAUGGUCACGUGAGCAGUGAGACAUAAAACAACAACUCAAAAGCUCCCUAAGGGAGUGGGGAGUGACUAAAUUAGUAUGUACUGAUAUCUUUUUCAGUGGCGGUAGUGAUAUGUUAGGCCCCCUGACAUCUUACGAUUUGUCGAUACAAGUUCCUGCACCGUACAGACCUGUUAUUCCUGCUGUUACCGAGGUAAGGAUUCAAUACAGAAUUUCUCCUGACAAUACUGUACCAAUACUAUUUCAAGAAUACAAGUGAUAAGAAAUGCGAAAAAUAUCAGUUAGGGGGUUAUGAGUUGAUCCAAUACCAAAUUCUCCGAACUGAUAUAAGAAUUGUAUGAGAGACAGUAAGGAGAAUUACCAAUGAGAUCUUGGGAGUGAAAGGGUUAAUGUGAUAUCCCGAGUUCAACCAUGGAGGAAGAACAAAAAAAUUAAAAAACAUUUACGGAACAUUAAUAUUAUUUCAUGAAAAUGUUUAUAUCCUCUUAAGUCCCAAACAUAAACACGACGUUUUGUUAAUGAUGCAGCUUUCUUCGUGUCUGCCAAAAAAAAACACACAAAAAUUAUGGACCUUCACUGCAAGUCUAGUCGCCAAUUUUUUUUUUCUUCUUCCUCUUUUGCCCCUCUUCUUUCUGUAUAGGACUCCUAUAUACUUACAUUUUUGAAACGUGCAAACAUUGACAAGGCUAGGCCAUAAUACCGGGAGCUAUGCUGUCUACCCUACGCACGGAGUGUGUGGCUCCUUAAUUGACUCCUGCUAACCAGUACUGAUAGGGAAGAUGCAGGAGACGGAACCCACGGUUUACUGUUCUUAUCGGAGAAGACUACUGUAAAAAUGACUAAUAUCAUUUGCAGAUGUCAUAGCAAAGGUAUCAUAUUCUACUAAGUUAUUUUAAGACCCUGAGUGCUGGUCCGAUCUUGGGCUUGAACCCUUGACCAGCAGCAAAGCAGUCUAGGACUCUUCAACACGAGCCACUGAACGAAGCGCGGUUAUCCACUUGCCAUGGCGACCAAAACUUUGCAACUUGGAGUGCUGCCUCGCUGAGCAGGGUCUGUUACAGAACUCCAAAACUGAUAGCGUAUUUUAUUGAAUGUGUAGCCUGCUAAACCCCCUGAGUUUGAUGAUGUGAAAGCGUCGUUCACCAAACGAGUUGAAGAGAUUUUUGAAGAUCUUUCAAACAAGUAUGCGGAGGUUCAAACGUAAGUCUUUGUGUGUGUUUUUUUGUGUACCUGCUUUUUGUUGUUAAGGUUUGUUUUGAGGACUAAACUUUUUCUAUAGGCUGCGAAAAGUGUAAUCCGUUUGUAAUAGUAUACUAAUGCAAACAUUUUCGCACGGUUAACGGCUUUGAGCACCGCAGUUGAUCCCUGGUAGUGUAGGGAGAUGAAAUUGAUAAGAAACAAUUAAAAAUUGAAAUUUUGGUUCUAAGGAAUUCAUUUUAAAAAUUGUAUCAGUAAAUAGGAUACUUGAAUGAUGACUCGUACAAUUUGGUACAGGUAAACACUCCUGAACUUUCCAAAGAUAUAACCGCAUUUAGUAUUUCCGACUUUGAGAAAUCUAUUCGUGCUUUAGUUUUGUUGUUGGUGUACUGAGCUCACGCAAAUCCAUAGUUUGUGUGGUUGAUGAAAUUGAUGCACAUAGCGCGGUUGUGGUAGAUCUUGUAGAAAGUGCAUAUGGAACUAUCUGUGUGCGAUAUAGUAAGUGUUUUUGCGGUGGUUGGCAUGAUUAAUGAAAUUGACGCACUUGGUGUAGUUUCUUGAUGUUGCGGUAAUUUGGGCAUUUGAAGCUGCUGCUGGAUUUGUCGUGCUUUGCUAAUUUAGUGUUGUUGCCCUAUUUGAUGCCCUUUUGGUGCAGUUUUGGCAGCUUGUGCGAUUGGUGUAGUUCGUGAAAUUCCGUGAAUUUGACUUUUUUUUUUUUUUUUUUUUUUUUCAUGUUGCUUACUAAGACGUCCCUAUUAAAUUUUCCGAUCGUAAAACGUCAAACUUGAAUGCAGAGUUGGUUUUGUUCGAAGUAUAUUCUUAAAACUUUCUCUGUGAGGCACACUAACGGAUUAACACAACCUUUUUCAUGCCUGUUUCGUGCGUCUUUUUCAGACAAAGGGAAGCGUUGAAGAACGCGGUGGAAGCUUUCCAAGAAGAAAGGACAUCACAUAUUGAGUUGUAUGAGAAACAACAGAAGGUAAAAGCUGACUUUAUGGUAUUAUCAUCAUUUCUCGAUACUUAUUACCAUACAGUUUAUUAUUAUUAUUAUCAUUAUUAUUAUUAAUUAGAUGAAUUUACGUUGUUUUCGUUCUGCUGAGGAAAGGUGCGGCUUAAAUUGUGUGUCGAUAAAUUCGAAGCUUUAACAUUUUUGCCCUCCUUCCCCUCCCGGGGGGGAAAGUGUCGUAUUUGAUGGUCGAUUUUCUAAAAGGCAAAAUCAGCAGCUAUGACUUUCCAGUCAUUAACCAAGCUUCAAGACAUAGCCUUUAAAGAACUUUUCUUCUGAGCCACCAGCUCGCGAAAUUGAACUCUCUUUACCUUUAAAGACUUUUAUAUUAAAAGGUAAACACAUAUAUUCCGCCGGAAGGAUUUAACACUUCCAGUCCAAAUCCCCCUAACCCCCGGUCACAGAUGACGGUCAACUGCACUUGGGUUGCCUGAGGUGGGGAGGGGGGAGGAGCUUAAGACCUGAAUAGAUCGGCGUAUUAUGUUUAUAUACUCUUACUCAAAAGGAGCUGGAGGACAUGAUAAACAAACACAGAGUAGAAAAUGAGGAAUGGAUAAACGCACGGAAACAAGAACUUGAGGAGGAAAGACAUAGAUUAGAAUUAGAAAAGGUAUUUUGUAAAAUUGCUGAUUUUAAUUUUGAUAUCUUUUAACGGUUAUUUACGUUGCACUUCGGAUUUUUUUUAGCCUUCCAACACAACUUGAAUUGGAAUCUUUAGUAAUUAUUGACUUGCCGUUAAUAUUUUUAUUUAUUUUUGCUUACUUGAAACGAGGCUAAAUGUAAUUUAGGUUAGGUUAAGUCACAGCACCGGUUUACUAAGCCGGUUUGGAGGGACACUUUGCUAUGUGCUUUCACACGGUUUGCUUUGUUACUGUGUGUACAGUUAUUUGUUCCUGUAAUUAUGGUGUUGUUUUUGCAGUUUUGUAGCGUUCCUCCUGUGUCCUUUUUUUUGUAAUGUACCACCUUGUACUGUAUUUUCCACAUCUAGAAUACGUGUUGAACUAUCGUUGGUUGUGCAAUUUUUUUUUUCAAAGUCAGUUUGCUGCUGUUGAUUUUCGUAGUGUUGAUUGCUUGUUUUUCAUGUACUGAAAUCAGUUUCACUGUUCUUUUAAUAGGGUCAAUUGGUUGAAGAAAGGGAAAGACUUCGAAAGGAAAAGCUAGAAUUUGGCGAAAAAAUUGAAGCUAUCGAAAAGCUCGGUGGUGGAGCCAACCAUCUAUUGAAUGGAGUUAGCUAAACACAGAAUCAUUCAAUAAUACAUUGGAGCGCUUUUCGACUGACUGUCGUAAAACCGAAACCAUAAUAAUCACAACGACCAAUCAGAAGAAAGGAAAAUACCUUAAAGAGCCAAUGAAAACUCAGAGUACAACCGACAAAACUUUCUAACGCGCGGGAAAACGCGGGCGACGAAGUCGUGACUGGUAUCAGUUUUGCUUUUGAUUGGUUGAGAGAAUGGCGCAAAUUUGCGGGACCAAUCAAAACGAAU